Messenger RNA from Vitis riparia (riverbank grape), 2064 nucleotides. RefSeq names its product protein DETOXIFICATION 43-like. Gene Ontology annotation, cellular component: membrane. The coding region runs from base 181 to 1809 and encodes 542 amino acids. Gene Ontology annotation, biological process: transmembrane transport. Gene Ontology annotation, molecular function: citrate transmembrane transporter activity; antiporter activity; xenobiotic transmembrane transporter activity. The transcript is spliced from 14 exons. The record is from RefSeq and is a predicted model, not a curated record. Lineage: Eukaryota; Viridiplantae; Streptophyta; Magnoliopsida; Vitales; Vitaceae.
UUUUCUUUUUCUGUAUACUUUGCUCAGAUAUCUCUGCGGUGAUGGUUAAGAUGGUUAUGGGGCUUAACUUAUGAGAAGUCAUACUAUUUAAGUUUCAUCAGCCUGACUGAAUCUGCUGCAUUGACGCUCCAUAUAUACUACUAUUUCUUCAUAGCUAGCUAUUCUUUUCCCUUUAAAAUCAUGGUCGAUGAGGGUGUUUUUCAGCCACCUGAGCGCAAGUGGAAGAUUCCACUCCUUGUUUUCUUCAAAGACGCGAGUCUUGUUUUCAAGAUGGAUGAACUUGGCUCAGAGAUACUAUGCAUAGCUUUCCCUGCUGCUUUGGCCUUGGCUGCUGACCCCAUUGCCUCUCUGAUCGACACAGCCUUUAUUGGCCAUUUAGGUCCGGUGGCGCUUGCUGCUGUAGGAGUUUCUAUCGCAAUCUUUAAUCAAGCUUCAAGGAUAGCGGUAUUCCCACUUGUCAGUAUCACAACUUCUUUGGUUGCUGAGGAAGAUACUAUUGAAAGAAUAAGCAAUGAAGUACCAAAAGGUGAAAACUCAGAGAAGGUUUCAGACAAGAACUGUGAAACAAAAGAGUUGAAGGAUGCAGAUGCAAUGCUUGAGAUCUUGGAAGAGGGUUCAACCAAAGACAGUGAAAUGAAAGCUUCGAUGCCAGAAGACGAUUCCAAGACUAGUGCAGCCCCUUGUGUUAUCACCGGCGGUCGAAAUAAGGCUAAAUCGAAACGUGAGAAGCGGCAUAUCCCUUCAGCAUCAACGGCGCUAGUCAUUGGUGGACUGCUUGGCCUGAUCCAAACCCUAUUCCUCAUAUUUGCAGCAAAACCUCUCUUGAGUUUCAUGGGUGUGAAAUCUGGUUCUCCAAUGCUGCCCCCAGCUCUAAAGUAUUUGACAUUAAGAUCACUUGGUGCUCCGGCUGUUCUUCUCUCUUUAGCCAUGCAAGGAGUUUUUCGGGGUUUUAAGGAUACAAAAACUCCUUUAUACGCCACUGUUGCAGGAGAUCUAACAAACAUCAUUUUGGACCCGAUAUUUAUUUUUGUUUGCCGUUUGGGCGUCAGCGGCGCAGCCAUUGCCCAUGUUAUUUCUCAGUACUUAAUAUCACUUAUCCUCUUGCUGAAAUUGAUGACACGAGUUAAUCUCUUACCUCCAAGACUUAAAGAUCUGCAAUUUCAUCGGUUUCUCAAAAAUGGUUUUCUACUCUUAUGGAGGGUGAUAGCAGUGACAUUCUGUGUGACCUUGGCAGCAUCGUUGGCUGCUCGACUCGGCUCGAUUCCUAUGGCUGCAUUCCAGAUAUGCUUACAGGUCUGGUUGACAUCGUCGCUUCUCGCUGAUGGUUUGGCUGUUGCUGGACAGGCAAUCUUAGCUUGUGCCUUUGCUGAGAAGGACUAUGUCAAGGCAACAGCGGCUGCAACCCGAGUAUUGCAGAUGACCUUUGUUCUAGGCUUGGGGCUCGUUCUCCUCGUUGGAGUUGGUUUAAAAUUCGGUGCGGGAGUGUUCACAAGGGACCCACACGUUCUGCAGCUCAUUAGUAUAAGCAUUCCAUUUAUCGCGGCGACACAACCAAUCAAUUGCUUAGCCUUUGUUUUCGAUGGAGUGAACUUUGGAGCAUCGGAUUUUGCAUAUACUGCAUACUCCAUGAUUUUGGUGUCCAUACUGAGUAUUGCAUCCUUGUUCUACCUCUCUAAAACAAAUGGCUUCGUGGGAAUCUGGGUUGCUUUAACCAUCUACAUGGUCCUCCGCAUAUUAGCUGGGAUUUGGAGGAUGGGCACAGGAACAGGACCCUGGCAUUUUCUUAGGGGUCAAUUCCGAUUGCCAUAGUAUUUGUAAUUCAAUCAAUUUAGAAUCUUUUCAUGUAUUUCUAUCAUCAUGAACUUUCUGUCUUCAAAUGUUUGUUUUGUUCUAGAGUCGCUCCCCAAGCUUCUUUGGGCUAUGUUUUUUACCUGGUUGUUCUCAAGUUGGCCUAGUAAAAUAAAAGGCUUGUGGUGUGAUGAUAAGUUGUACUUGUCGAUUGCAAAGGGAUGGGAUAUCUCUAUUGCCUUGGCAGAUUAAUAAAUAUAGCCAUUUUCAAUUUAA